GUGUUACGCGCCGACCAUUCGCGCACUUGUUUAUAAUACACGGCGCAUCUGCGCUGAAUUUAUCAGCUGUUCGCGAUGCCUUCGUCCGCCGUAAUUGUCGUCGCGCCUCGCAGCACCGUUUGCCAUCUCUCUGCUUCCUUCUCUCUCGCUCUCGUUUCUUCCAUUUCUGUUUCUCCUCGGCGUUAAUCGUUUCCGACACCUUGCACUCGCGAGCAAUUAUAAUAGAUUAUGCAUCGAAGCCGGGAAUUCCUGCGAAAGAACUUGUUAAUGCGAACCGUGUUCUAUUCGGAAACGCGUCGCGUCUUUUUGUUUGAAAUUCGACAGGAACGGGUUUCUUUCGAGGUUAUUUUACUUGCACGAUUAGUCGAGAGUUUCGCUGUUACAGGACGUCGUUUCUAACCCUUUAUUUACCUGGAAUUCGAUCCCUUGGAUCCCGCAUCGAUCUCUGCAACUUAAAAUUUCCUUGCAAAGGCCUCUGAAGUAUCGUUUGGUCGGGCCUAGGGACUUUCCACCGUGGCAGGACGAGUCGUCGACGAACAAUAGCCGCGAUUGGUUCGAUCUGUUGUCAUUGCGAACGAGGCUUGAUCGUCAAACGGCACGUUCGAACCUGCGAAACGGCUGGUCGCCAUUAGUCUCUCGUCGCCAUCUUCGUCUACUCGCGUUCAACUCCGAGAAAGAAAUUUCCAAUCAAUUUCAAUUCACGAUAAGUAUCUCCGCAUCGGAAUAAUCCGAUUCAUCGAACGAAUAACUUCUAUCGACCACCGGGCGGAACAGUUUCUUCCAUCGUUCGAUCGCGAUUAAGCUAAUUCGCGAUGGCCGAGAACAGCUUCUCCGACUCGUUCGAGCUAGUGGACUCCUUGGACGAUGAUCAGGUCACUCCGAACACGCAGGAGCUUAUGAAAACGCUGGAGAUGAUGAACGUGUCCGGGACACCGAGGAAGCCCAGGACUCCCGCCACCACGCCGGCCAAGGCAGAAUCUCCCGAGAAGCUUGGCGAAGCAUCGGGCUCCGGAUACCUAGGCCAAGCAUCGGGCUCCACGAAUCUUGGCCAAGCAUCGGGCUCCACGAAUCUUGGCCAAGUAUCGUGCUCCACGAAUCCCGAUCAACGAUCGAUCGCGGAGUCCUCGUUCACCGAGUAUAUGGAGAACCCGUACAGCAGCAGGAUCGUGAGGCUGAAGCACAUGCUGCAGAGGCGUUUCGGCAUGCAGUUCUCGCCGGAGGAGGACGACGAGCAAGGCGCGAGAGCGUACCUGUACCACGAGGAGCCCGAGGUCAACAACAAUAAUUAUAUCAUCAUGAUGAAGCCGAGGCCGGAUCUAGAGACGAAGGGGUUCGGGGACGCGGGAAACGACGGUUCCGACUCCAGCGCCCUGGACGACGACGUUUUCACAGAUUGCGCGAAUUCCACGGAUUCUGCCGAGCUUAAAGAGGACAAGUUUGGCCCGUUGUCGUUCACGGUGACGAAACCCACGCGAAUGCUAAUGCCUAGAUACGUCAGGUGCGGGAACAAGUGGACCAGGGAGAUGAUCGAAAUCCCGGAAAGGGGUCAGUCAGAUGCCUCCUUCCCGCCAUCCCACAAAUUGACAGUGGCAGAAGUGUUCGACCCGGAAUCGAAUCGGCCGCGGCCGGAGGUGCUCAAACAACACUUUAUCCUCGAAGGUAGGAUCGACGAGGCGGCGGCCCUUCGUAUAGUGAACGAUGGAGCCGCCCUGCUGCGCUCGGAGAAGACAAUGAUAGACAUAGAAGCUCCAGUCACCGUAUGCGGGGACAUUCACGGCCAAUUCUACGACCUGAUGAAGUUAUUCGAGGUGGGCGGACCACCCGCCACGACCAAGUAUCUCUUCCUCGGCGAUUACGUAGACAGGGGUUAUUUCAGUAUCGAGUGCGUAUUGUACCUGUGGGCGCUGAAACUGUGCCAUCCAAACACACUCUUCCUCCUUAGAGGUAACCACGAGUGCCGUCAUCUCACGGAAUACUUCACAUUUAAGCAAGAAUGUAAAAUAAAAUACUCGGAGAGGGUGUACGACGCGUGCAUGGCCGCCUUCGACUGUCUACCGCUCGCCGCCCUCAUGAACCAACAGUUCCUUUGCGUGCACGGUGGCCUGUCGCCGGAAAUUCACAAUUUAGAAGACAUACGCAAAUUGGACAGGUUCAAAGAGCCACCGGCGUACGGGCCCAUGUGCGACCUGCUCUGGUCCGACCCGCUCGAGGACUUCGGCAACGAGAAGAACGUGGAGCACUUCUCCCAUAAUAGCGUCAGGGGUUGUUCGUACUUUUAUAGUUACGCGGCGUGCUGCGACUUCCUGCAGAAUAACAACCUUCUCAGCAUCAUCAGGGCACACGAGGCGCAGGACGCAGGGUAUCGUAUGUACCGGAAAUCCCAGACGACGGGCUUCCCAUCGCUAAUUACCAUCUUCAGCGCGCCCAACUACCUCGACGUUUACAACAACAAGGCAGCCGUGCUGAAGUACGAGAACAACGUGAUGAACAUCAGGCAGUUCAACUGCUCGCCCCAUCCAUACUGGUUGCCCAAUUUCAUGGACGUUUUCACGUGGUCUCUGCCGUUUGUAGGUGAAAAAGUCACGGAGAUGUUGGUGAACGUGCUGAACAUCUGCUCGGACGACGAGCUGAUGAGCGACGGCGAUGACGGGCUGGAAGAAGAGUCACUCUUCUUUCUUUCUGUUCGUUCAUUCGAACUCUCUCCUCCGCUCGCAAAGAGACAAAAUGCAAAAGCAAAAAUACGAGGAAACGAAUCUCGUACUCUCUAUCUCUCUAUCUCUCUCAUAUACUGGUCCCUCUUACAUCGUGAUCAGAGUGUUCGUUUUUCUUUCGUCUUGUGUUGAUGCUUGAACGAUUAACACGUGUUAUCGAAACCGAGAGAACAUGGUCUCCCGUUCGCGCGCGUUCGUUUCAUUUCUCCGCGAUAUCUAGACCCACGAUAAUAUCCGGACCAAAGAUUUCAUCGGAAAACGAUUUCAACGAGAAACCAUCUCGACGGACAACGAUGUCCCGCGACUCUCGCCGGAUACUCGGCGACAAAUUUUUCAAAAGUUUCUCCGGUGUUAAUGCCUCGCGAGCUCUUUUUCUUCUGUCGGAGUGCCUUUCCGUGUUGAUUCGAUAAGCGAUCGCCGUGUCGCGUCGCGCCGGUCAAAAACUGCGACGGAAAUGCGCGUUCCGCGGAUAAGAAAGAUAUAACACCCCGAGAGUCUCAGCCUCUCGCUCUAGACACGAUUUAAGAGAGGCCAUGUCUCACCUUCGGGACCGCGAGGAUUACCCACGUUCGUCUGCUUCCGUUCCGAAUCCAGGAAACCCCUGGAUAAAUAACGAUUCCCGGACGUAGUUCGAAUCCACGCGGUCCGAAGAGGAUCCAGAUCGAUCGCCUGACCGCCGAGCUGCCUCCGGAAUUCGCCUAAAUCGUCUGCAAAUAUCCUGACAGAAUAGAAUCAUUUCAUUUAAUUAUUCGUGAUCCGUUUAAAUUUUGAUUAUCGAGCAGCCAGUUUAAAGAACUGUUUAUUCGUGCUAGAUUUAAAUCGAUCAAAUUGCUUCGAUAAUAUGCGACGAUAAUAAUAUGCGAAAGACGUGGACAUUGUGCAGAAUAAAUAUUGUCUAAAUUUAUUGCGAGAAACGUAAGUUCGAUCAGAGGGUGUCUUUCAUUUUAACGAUAUCUUUAAACUCUUCUAAUAUACCAAAAAAUUGAAAGUAUCUUCCUAAGAGUAGAAUCGCGUCGAGACAGUUGAAUUCGGCGAUCUCGUUGAUUGGAGGAUAAUUGGGGGCAGCUCUCGAUAGGCAGGCGAUCGAAUCGAUCGGAAAGCGGAAGAAA
Megalopta genalis is the source of this 3820-nucleotide messenger RNA. Lineage: Eukaryota; Metazoa; Arthropoda; Insecta; Hymenoptera; Halictidae. The record is from RefSeq and is a predicted model, not a curated record.